AUGACCCGACAUGGAAAAAAUUGUACAGCUUCUGCUGUUUAUUCUUAUCACGAAAGGCAUAGAGAUGCCAAAGUCAGUGGGUACGGAACUCUACAUGCACGAUUAGGAGCUGACUCAAUUAAGGAGUUUGACUGCUGCUCGUUAACCCUACAACCGUGCAAGGAUCCCGUGAUAACUCCGAAUGGAUAUUUAUUUGAUCGAGAAGCAAUUCUAGAAUAUAUCCUCGCUCAAACAAAAGCUAUAGCUAAAAAAACUAAAGAAUGGGAGAAGCAAUGUGAUCAAAUGAAAACUGUGGAGGAGCAGGCAACCGAAGCCGCUCAUGAGGAAAAAGUUAAGAAAUUCGCUAUAUCUGAAGGAACCAGCAUAACUGGGGUGUCGGCACUCAAACGCCCGAGUACAACUCUAGUUAAUGAACCUGAAGCCAAGGUGAAAGCCCACGGUAAAGAGGGAGAAAUAUCAAAUAUGAAAGGUGACAUGAGCAGCAAACUUCCGAGCUUCUGGAUACCAGAAUUGAACCCUACUGCGAACGCGACGAAAUUAGAGAAACCUAGUCAGAAGGUGCUCUGUCCAAUUUCGGAGAAACCAAUCAGAAUGAAAGAUUUAAUGGAAGUUAAAUUCACUAAAGUUCCUGAAGAUAAAGAUGGAUCUGGCCCCAAAAAGGAUCGCUAUAUGUGUCCUGUAACAUACGACGUGUUCACUAACACUUCACGUUGCGCUUAUUUGAAACCAUCCAAAGCAGUUGUUGCAUACAGUGUUGUUGAGAAGCUCAUCAAGAAAGAUUGGAUUGAUCCCGUAUCAGGCAAGAAGAUAACCCAGAAAGAUAUCAUUGAACUCCAACGAGGAGGUACUGGUUUUUCUGCAACUAAUGAAGUGAAGGCUAAACUCCUAAGACCCCAGCUGGAGUUACAGUGA
Molecule: messenger RNA, 912 nt
Organism: Auanema sp. JU1783
Lineage: Eukaryota; Metazoa; Nematoda; Chromadorea; Rhabditida; Rhabditidae
Source: the annotation of a GenBank genome assembly